Anisakis simplex (herring worm) is the source of this 8693-nucleotide messenger RNA. Lineage: Eukaryota; Metazoa; Nematoda; Chromadorea; Rhabditida; Anisakidae. The record is from the annotation of a GenBank genome assembly.
AUUUCAAGGACCUCCCGGCCGUCGUUCUGCCAUUCAACGGCACCGGCAGAUGUGUGCUUAGCGCCGACCGUGCUAGUCACUAUUGCGGAGAAAUUGAAGGCUACAAUCUCACUAUCUCACCAACAGCUCAAAAUCAACUUUCGUGCAAUUUGAGCGUGAAUCAACCGCCGUUUCCACCGCCACAAGCUGGAAAGUGCCGGUAUUCGCUGAGAAGCGGACGUGAAAUCUGUUAUCCACGCUAUGAGGAUUUGGAUACAACUUGCACGGAUGUUGGCUACGGUAUGGUUGCACCGCCGGCUAUCAAACAUGCGACAGUUCGAUCCAUGGCAUUCGUGCCGCCGGAUAAUCUUCGACGAUUGAUCCGGCACUACUACAGGCAGCAAGGUAGACCAAUUCCAAGGAAUACUACAUUCAGUCCUCAUUCGUUCCUUUUUGUUCGAUAUCAAUGCGAGUAUGGAUACGAAUUAGUGGAUGAAGUUGAUACUAUGUUCUGCGACAAUCGACAGUGGGUUAUGACGCCGCCGAAAUGUCGAGGAAAAGGACUUUGUGAGGCUGAUAAUGGUGGUUGCAGUCACUCGUGUUUGUCAAUUCAAGAUCAAGCUGUUGAAUGUAAAUGUCCUAAAGGCAUGGUGUUGGACGCGGACCAAAAAACCUGCAUACGACCGGUUCCGAAGAAAUUAUGUCGAAACCUCAGUAGCUGCACAUGCACCAGAAUCGACGACAGCCAAUAUGCUUGCACGUGCCCGAAGGGCGAAAAAUGCUUGCUGCUUCAUGGACCACCGAAAAUUUAUGUCGAUCCUCCAGCGCCAUAUGAGAUUUCACCUGGUGGUAACCUGAAUAUUACUUGCUCCGCUGUCGCACACCCAUUUCCACAGAUAUUUUGGCAGAGAGGUGAUGAAGCAGUUGUCAAAACACCGAUCAAGCCAGGUACCGUUCGCAGCGAGCAAAUUCUUAUCAUCAAAGAACUCUACAGGAGUACCACAUUCACAUGUCACGCUAAUAACUCACUCGGGCAAGCCGAAAGAACCGUUGAGGUUGUUGUUGUUGGACCCGGAUCAGCGCCAGUAUUGAGAGGAAUUGAUGCUGGCCGUACAUCGGUUCAUGUGAAUUGGGAUCCACCAGUUAUUGUCAAUCGUCCAGUUACUUCCUAUACAAUAUAUUACACCAAUAAUGGUCACCAACCAAUUAAGAAUUGGAGAACACUUAGUGUUGAUGAACCAACACGUGAAGUCACAAUCAAGGAUCUUCGUCCUCAUACACAGUACUUCCUCCGAUUGCGUGCCAAUGACAAAUUAGGACCUGGCAGGCUCGGCAAUCCGGUUUCGCUUAUGACAAGACGGCCGGCUGCUCGUCCACAAAUAUUCAUUCCGGAAGGACAGUUAGUCAAAGUGCCUCCGUUGACUCCAUUUAGAGUGAGUUGCAACGUCACAAGAGGUGAUCCUGUUCCGAGGGUCGCUUGGCACAGUAGAGGAAGACCGAUAAACUCGCCACAAAAAAAGCGAUUCAUUACUAUGGAACAUGGUGGCCUUUAUGAGAGUACAAAUUUCUCAUGUGUCGCUGAAAAUGAAGCUGGAAAGUCGAUGAGGAGAGUGCAAGUGGUUGUAACAGGACCAACGGCUCCAGAAAGAAUCCGCUAUCAAAUUGACGGUAAUAAUGUCGAUUUGCAAUGGGAACAACCGCGAAUAACAAACGGACCUAUGAAGGAUUAUGAGAUACUUUACACUGACGACCCUAAUCGACCAGAAGAUGAAUGGCAGAUUGUACGAGUUGGCAGCCCAGAUAUUCAUUCAAUGAAAAUCCCGAAUUUAAGAGAAAAAACAGAUUACACUUUUAAAAUUCGAGGUGUCAAUGAAUUAGGACCCGGUCUACCCAGUGGAAAGUUCACACUGACCACAUGGCUAGGAGCACGUCCUCCAAGCGUCUUAUUACGCCCAUCGGAUUCGAUAGUGAAGGAUCCAAGCAACGAAGAAUUGAUAUUCGAAUGUGAUGCGACCGGUGUGCCGAAACCCAGAAUUCUAUGGUUGUGGAGUGGCCACCUAAUUGAGGACGGGAAGGACGAAUUCAGGAUUUAUGACAUCACUCCUUUGGAUGCCCAGGAUCGCUCCAACAGCAAAUUGAUUGCUGAAAAAACAAAUCGUGCAGGAGUUGCAACUUGUCAAGCUGUUAAUCCUCAUGGAUCUGAUGAGAAGCGAACUGAAGUUAAAAUUCUCGGUCCAGGAAGUCCGCCACGUGACAUUAAAACAGCAACAAAGCAGAACGGCUUCACCGUCUCUUGGAAACCGCCGAAAUAUCCGAAUGGUAAAAUCACGAAUUACAUUGUCUACUAUACCAAGAAUCCGGAUCACGAUUUGGGUGACUGGCAACGAGUGAGCGUUGAUGGUGAUAAGAGGGAUGUUAUCAUUAUGGUAGACGACGAAGAUACACCGUACAAUGUACGUGUGCAAGCGGCAACUAAAGAUGGAGUUGGGAUUAUUUCAGAGGCGUACGAUGUCACAACUGGAAAGAAACCAAUUCCAUUAACUGUGCAACUGCUCAUCAUUGACCCUCAAAUAAGCGAAACGGAUGAAGAAACAAUAGUGGAACCUCUGCAAACCAUUCGAUUCAAAUGUAUCGCUGAAGGACGACCCACUCCGCAGAUUUUCUACACUUGGCUUCCGUUCAAUGAAACGGAGAGCGGACAGGAACCAUUCCCAAUCCCAGCAUAUUCGGAUCGUUCAAAACCCCAUCGUUAUCAGACAAUUGAAUUUCAAUCAAAUACCGCAACAAAACGAGCCCUCAUGUGUAAGGCUCGCAAUCCUGACGGAUCCGUUGACGAUCGCCAUAUUUUCAAUGUCAUCAAACCUGGAAGUCCACCAGAUAACAUCAAUACGAUUGUCGAUCCCGACAAUCAUGUGACUAUAAAUUGGGAUGAGCCGAAACAUCCCAAUGGACCGGUUGAUGGCUAUAAGGUUUACCUAACCGCUGAUCCGAGUAAACCAAUCGAACAAUGGCAAGUUUUUGAUGUCAAAGAUCCGGAUGCAAAUAAAAUUGAAUUUGCUCGAGGUGAACUUGAACCAGAUACGCCGUAUUAUGUCAAGGUGGCUGCAAUGGGCCCAGAAGGAGAAGGAGUUCCAUCAGAAAGCAUUCCAUUUGAUACUGUCAGUGGAGCACCCAUUGAUGCUCCUUCGGAAGUAUUUCCUGUUGUUGGAAAAGACAACUCAAUUGAUGUCUCGUGGAGAGGACCAAGUGUUCCUAAUGGACCAAUAGAGUCGUACACAGUCUAUUACACACCGAUUGAUCCGUAUACAACCGACGAUGGCUAUAAGCAAUGGGACAAACUUGUCAUACCAACAAAUAACGUUUCGGGCAAUGCUCGAAUCGAUAAGGAAACUUAUAACAUCCUCCCUCAUCGGCAGUACAAAGUACGCGUUGCGGCCACUAAUGAUCUUUCAGAAGGUCCAGCCAGUGAACCAGUAAUCUUCCAAACAGGAAGUGGAGAGACUCCUCCUGUGAUAGAACUUGAUCCACCCAACAACCCAGCUAAUGUGCCUCCACGAGGUUCAAUAUCCGUGAGAUGCUCUGCAACAGGCAUACCACAUCCAACAGUAAUGUGGAUUAUCGGUGCAAAUGAAGAUGUUGUUCGUGGACCAAUACUACAACUAGCUGAUUUACGUAAAGACGAAACAGCUACCUGCCGAGCUGAAAACAACGCUGGACGAGUUCAAGAAGUACUUCAGAUACUAGUCGCCGGUCCUGGUACUCCACCUAACGAAAUUGUGGCAUUGCCGAUGGACAAUCAGCAAGCGAACGUUGAAUGGACGACUCCAGAUAAUCCAAAUGGCAAAAUCACCGAAUACGUUGUUUACUAUGGAGAAGUGCCCGAAGGUGAAACGGAACCAAGCCAAUGGCAGACCGUUAAAGUACCGGGUGAAGAUAUACAGCAGCACAGACUCACCAACUUGAAACCAAAAACCAAUUAUGCGGUGAAAGUACAGGCUGUGAGCGAUCGUGGACCUGGCGUUGAGUCAGAUCCUGUGAAGUUGAAAACGCUUCCGCUCGCACCACCUGUUGUCGAACCUCCCAAAGUGGAUGUGCAUGAUAACAAUACCGUAGCUGUCAAAUUCGCUGCACCACAUGAUCCCGAAGACCCAUCGAGACCGAUAAAAGACUUCGUUCUACAUUACACUGAGGACGAUCCGAAAUCAGAGAAUGCAGAAUGGAAAGAACUGCAAUGGGCUGAACCUGAUGAUGAUUUUACUGUCAUGAUUCCGAUUGAUGGUGAGAAUUUCAAACCAGAUACGAAAUAUGCUGUAAAGGUCGUUGCGAGAGGCGAGAUUGACAGUCCUCCCUCAGAACCAAUUCUUUUCCAAACUGGUGAUGGAAUCAUUCCACCCGAAAAGCCGAUAAUUAAUGUUGAUGCUCCUGACAAUGUUCUACGCGUACCAGCAGGCACCGAUUAUACUGUGAGCUGUUCAUCGUACGGAUUUCCGACACCAGUGAUCAGUUGGAUCGAUCAGAACGGCAAUCCACUGAGCGAUGGGCCCAUGCUGAAAUUGCAAGAUGUUAAAGAAACCGUCAAGGCAAAGUGCGUUGCAGAAAACAGUGGAGGCAGAGAGGAAACAGAUUUCGAAGUGUUUGUUACAGGGCCAGGCACAGCUCCCAGCAAUAUUCUGCUUUCGUCUGAUAGACCCCGAAUGAUUCAUGUUGAAUGGGAUCCGCCAACAAUUCCGAAUGGGAAUAUUACGAGAUACAUUAUAUACUAUACUCCUCUUGAUGAUCAGGUUACAAAUUUCCUGAACAUUGUUUAUCAAAUUGGUCAGAUACCGAAGAAACCAAUCAACGAAUGGAUGACGCAUCAUAAGACAGGUGAAAAUCUGAAUGAAGGCGAACAAACUACUGAUCUGACGGAUUUUCUGGAACCGGAUACAGCCUAUGCAGUUGUGUUGCAGGCAGCCAACCAGGAUGGCCCUGGACCUUACUCAGAACAGCAUACGAUUCGAACAAUGUCUCGCGCAAGAGAAGGACCACCGCAAGAACUGCGUGUAGAACCAGUAGGACAACGAUCGGCUAACGCCGCGUGGAAAAAACCAGAAACCACAGAUCAACAGCCUAUUGGAUAUGAAUUGUUCUAUAUCAAAGCUGAUGUCAAAAUAUGGGAAGAUGAUUUGGCGAGCAUUGGAGAUUGGAGCAAAGUUCCGAUUUCUGAAACCGACGACGAUAAACUUCGAUAUUUUAUGGACAAUGUACUUGAACCGGACACUGAAUACGUUUUCAAAAUACGAGCGAUUUUCCCUGAUGGACCAGGCGUCUUUUCAGACGCAUGUAUCACAAAGACCCUUCCAGAUGGAAAUGCUCCCUACAUUAUGGUUUCGAACGGAGACCAUGGUGUAGAAGGAACCAGCCACAUCGAUGUGUUACCCGGUUCAGCUUUGAACGUUUUUUGCAAUGCUACGGGGCAACCUCAACCGUCAGUCAAAUGGAUUCGUUCAGGAAAUCUACCAAUUGAUCCAAGCUGGGUUGAGGCGGAUGAAAAGCAUGCCAGAUGGACACUGAAGGUGUCAAACAUCACUGAAGACACAUCGUUCAAUUGCGUAGCGCAGAGUCCACUUGGAUUGGCAAAUUGGACCAUCAAAGUGCAAAUGCUUCCUGAUUUGGGUCCUUCAUGGAAAAGCGAUUUCAUCCUACCGAAGAACGAGAAUGGUGAGAUCGCUCUUCACUUCACCGAUAACCUACCUGAUUAUUUGAAAGAACCGAAUGACUGGAUAAUUUAUUGGACCGACGAUCCUUCUCUACCGUUGGAUCAAUGGGAUCAGAUAUCAAGUGACAAGAGACCACUUGCCAGGAUUACAGAGCCAAAAAUGGAAACAGGGACCAAAUAUUAUCUCAUAAUUGAACAACCUUCAGAAGGCAUCAGAACACCAACUUUCGAAAUGAUGACUCCGAAGCCAGCUAGUGACAUUCGCGUUGGUACAAAUCUGAAUGGUGAAACGGUUCUUGACUUCAAACCUGCUGUUGCUGCCGAACCCAUCAAGAAGUAUCUUAUCAAAUAUUGGCCAGAUGACGAUCCAUCAGCAGUCACUUAUCUGGAAACUCCUGUAAAUGUGACAGAUCAGAUAGUAGUCGGCGGCUUACUUCCCAACACCGACUAUAGCUUUAUGGUUUCUGCCAAAUUCGAUGAAGGAGACAAUCUACCAAGCGAACCAGUCAAAAUCAAAACUCCUUCUGGAGACCUUCAAUGUGACUGUGCACAUUCAUGCAUGUUUGGAGAAGAUGAUGAGGGAAUUGUUACAACAACAUGCUAUUGCCACAAUGGCUUCAAACUGGGUGAAGAUGGGAAGUCUUGUGAACUUAUCGAAGAGAUUGAAGAGGAUGGUGUUAUUAAGGUGACACCACCAACGUUCAUCUCUGAACAUGAACAUCCUGAGGAAGUAUCGACGAUUCCAUCAUUUUAUGAAGGUCGCUACGCGAAAACGUCUGAUAAAACGUUACAGCAAGAGAUUUCCACUGAAAUCUUACCAACAGAUGGAAAAGGUCAAAUAUUGGGACCAGACGGUGAGCCAGUUGCGACUGAUUCUAGUGGAAGAGCUAUCGGAAAAGACACCUCUGUGCUUCCAACGAAUGAACAUGGACAAGUGUUAUUCAUUCCAACCGAAACAACAUUUAAAACCCAUCCCACUGAUGAAAUUGGACGGGAAAUUCUGCCCAUUGUCGGACCUGAUGGAAUUCCUUUACCCACGAAUUCACAAGGCGAAAUUAUUGACAACAACGGUAAUCCAAUAAACAGAGACGAUGAUGGUCAGCCAAUAGGGCCAGAUGGUAGCACACUAAACAAAAAUGAGAAAGGAGAGUGGGUAUAUCCAGUUGUUGGAAGGGACGGUCAAGCAUUACCAACAGAUUCAAACAUGCGGCCAAUUUAUCCCAUUGUCACCGAAGACGGGACAUCCUUCAGAACGAAUGAUGAAGGACUUGUUGUCGAUGUGGACGGAAACGUAAUUCCCACAGAUUCCGCAGGAAGGCCUGUCGGAGAAGAUGGAUCGCCAUAUCCUACUGAUGAUGAUGGAAAUUUUGUCGUGAUGAGUGUCACCGAAAGUGCGGAUCUGAUCUUUCCAACUGAUGAGCUUGGUCACACAAUUUAUCCAGUGGUAUUUCCAGAUGGAGAAAUGCUACCAACUGAUGAAAGUGGACAUUAUGUUGAUGAAAACGGAAACCUCAUACCCAUCAAUGAGGCAGGUCUGCCAUUGGGGGAGGAUGGAAGUGUACUUCCCAGAGACGAUGACGGGAACUUCGUGCACCAAGGCGACUUUGUACCACCCACAGACUCAAGCGGCAAACCUAUCGAAAUAGUGCAUGGCGGAAAGAAAUUGAAGUACAACAAAGAGGGAAAAUUCAUUGGACCUGAUGGCAGCGCAGUACCCACAAAUAAGGACGGUCUUCCGUUGGACAAUGACAAGAAAGUGCUUCGGAAAUCACCUGACGGAACAUUCAUUUUAGGAGGCCGAGAGCCACCAGCAGAUGGAAGGACAAAACCUUUAAAAAUUAUAGGACCAAACGGUGAGCCUUUACCAACAAAUGUAUACGGAGAAGUGGAGGGCCCAGAUGGUAAACCAGUUCCAACAAAUCAAGCUGGAGAACCCGUGAAUACCAGAGGUGAACCACUGCCAACGGACGUGCAGGGAAACGCUAUAUAUCCAGCCCAUGGAAUCGGUAUGGAAACUCUACCAACUGAUAGCAGUGGUCGCCCAAUUUAUCCUGUAAUUGGCCCAGAUGGGAAACCUCUGCCAACUAAUGCCGAGGGCGCAGUUGUUGGUCCAGAUAACGAGCCCAUUCCAACUAAUGCAGCAGGUGUGCCGGUGAACAGUAAAGGGCAACCAUUGCCUACUGACAACAGUGGAAACGUCAUAUUUCCCGCUAAAGGACUUGAUGCCGAAAUUAUGCCAACAGAUCGUAGUGGGAGGCCAGUGUACCCGGUCGUUGGACCUGAUGGAAAUCCCCUUCCCACAAAUGCUGACGGUGUUGUCGUUGGUCCGGAAGGCGAACCGCUCCCUACAAAUGCAGCAGGUGUUCCGGUUAACAAUCGUGGUAAACCACUUCCAACAGACGACCAAGGAAACGUAGUGUAUCCUAAGGAAGGCCUUGACGCUGUUGUCUUACCAACCGAUCUAACCGGUAAACCAGUCCACCCUGUAAUUGGACCCGAUGGAGAGCCAUUACCGACUGAUGCAAAUGGAGCAUUCAUUGCUCCGGACGGUAGGAUCGUUCCAACUGAUGAAUACGGCGCUCCUGUUAACAGCCGCGGCGAGCCACUGCCAACAGAUGACGAAGGAAAUGCUAUUUUGCCUGCAAAGGGAUUAGAUGGUGAGCCGUUACCGACUGAUUCUAAGGGCAGACCAGUUCAUCCAGUUUUAGCUCCUGAUGGGAAACCUUUGCCAACUAAUGCCGAGGGCGCAGUUGUUGGUCCAGAUAACGAGCCCAUUCCAACUAAUGCAGCAGGUGUGCCGGUGAACAGUAAGGGGCAACCAUUGCCUACUGACAACAGUGGAAACGUCAUAUUUCCCGCUAAAGGACUUGAUGCCGAAAUUAUGCCAACAGAUCGUAGUGGGAGGCCAGUGUACCCGGUCGUUGGACCUGAUGGAAAUCCCCUUCCCACAAAUGCUGACGGUGUUGUCGUUGGUCCAGAAGGCGAACCGCUCCCUACAAAUGCAGCAGGUGUUCCG